Molecule: messenger RNA, 1989 nt
Organism: Ilyonectria robusta
Lineage: Eukaryota; Fungi; Ascomycota; Sordariomycetes; Hypocreales; Nectriaceae
Exons: 3
Coding region: 217-1989 (590 amino acids)
Cellular component (GO): cytoplasm
Molecular function (GO): ubiquitin protein ligase activity; zinc ion binding
Source: RefSeq, a predicted model, not a curated record
UGCUGAGAUAUCUACGCCACACAGUGUUCGCGGUAUUCUGUCACCUAUCCCUCACGCUUCUUAUCGAGGCUGACUCUCCUCACUUCCCACCAGCAUCAUCGUCACUGCGACCGUGGAGCUUGGCUGCAUUCCUCGUCAUCGGAACACCAUCUUUCCAUCGCCCACUGCGCCUCAUCCCUUUCGAAUUCCCCCUUUUAAUUCCAUCCCCAUUCCAUCAUGUCGACGGAUGCUGAUUCCUCGGCGCCUGCUCUGGCCGUGGACCAACCCGCGCAAACCGGCAUCGCGCGCAAAGACAGCUUCUCUGGCAGGUCGCAUGCCUCCAACGACUCCCAGACGGCAGCCGAGUUCAUCCGCAGCCAAGAACUCCUUGAGGCUGAUGCCCGCGAAGCCCUUCCUUACAGCAUUGAGCACUGCACCAAGAUCCUCGGUCCAUUGCGGCAAAAUGUCUUUGCUUGCUUGACCUGCAAUCCUCCGCCUGCAAAGGCUGGCGGUGCUUGGAACCCCGCUGGUGUCUGCUACGCCUGUUCCGUCCAGUGCCAUGGCGAACAUACCCUCGUCGAGAUUUUCCAGAAGAGAAACUUCACCUGCGAUUGCGGCACGACUCGAAUCCCAGCGACUAGCCCAUGCGCCUUGCGCACCAACGAGACUACCAACACCCGCGGUGGAGUCCACUCGGAGGAGCCUGAUGCCAACAACAAAUACAACCACAAUUUCCGUAACCGAUUUUGUGGUUGCGAAUGCGAUUACGACCCCUUUCAGCAAAAGGGCACCAUGUUCCAGUGCCUUGGUCUGGGGACACAGGAAACUGGUGGAUGUGGUGAAGAUUGGUAUCACCCAGGCUGCCUAGUGGGCAUGGGGCCCAAUUGGUUCGAGAAAAUGGAGAAGAAGCAAAACAAGCCGUCCCAGGAAGGCGCCGAUGGUGCGAAGCAGCUGACCACCAUUUCCGAGGGCAACGAAGAGCAAAAAGAGUCUAGUGAGAAACCAGCUGAAGAGACGGCCAAUGAGACGGCCGUCGUUGAGGAGGAGGAUGACGACGACGAGGUGCCCAUGCCCCCAGGAUUCCCAGAGGAAGAGGAUUUCGAGGGAUUCCUUUGCUACAAGUGCGUCGAAGCAAACCCUUGGGUAAAGCGUUACGCUGGCACCUCUGGGUUCCUCCCUGCUGUUUUUGUAGACCAGGCUAAGUCUACUCUUGAAGGCAGGCCGGUGGAGGAGACCAAGUCGGUUGAGGUUCAACCAGUAGAGCAGGCCAAGCCAGCAGAGGAAGCCAAACCGAUGGAAGAAGCCAAGCCGGCGGAGGAAGCCAAGCCAGAAGAGGAGGCCAAACCGGUGGAGCAAACAUUGGUGUCCCGCAAGCGCAAGGCCGAUGAUGAUGACGAAGAGAGCACAGAGGCUAAGCGUCUGAAGAGUGAGGCUGGCUCCGACACCAACGAAACCCCCGCCGUUCUAGCUGCGCCGUCCGAGGAAGUAUCAUCCACCAAGGAGGACUCCGACUGCAAGCUCCGCAACCUCUCACCCGCACCCAAGGGACAGUUCUCCCUCUUCUUCAAGGAGGACUUCCGGGAAAAGUUCUGCCGCUGCUCCUCGUGCUUCCAGAGCCUGAACGCCCACCCGCAGUUGACGGAGGAGGAGGAUGUUUACGAGCCGCCCAUGUCCGAGGAGGGCGCCUCGCAGCACGGCGGCUCCACAAACGGCAGCGGCAGCCUCCUCGAACGUGGCGAGAGCGCCCUGCGCAACGUCGACCGCGUCAAGGCCAUUGAGGGUGUCAUGGCCUACAACCACCUCAAGGAGCGCCUCAAGCCCUUCUUCCAGCAGUUUGCCGACAGCGGCGAGGCCAUUGGCGCCGAGGACAUCAAGGCCUACUUUGCCAAACUGCGCGGCGACGAGCAAGGCAUUAAGGAAGCCGGCGAGGCGGCCGCGUCGUCAUCUAAGGAGGGAGGUGGGGAGGGGGAGGGAAAGGACGGCGGCCGCAAGGAACAGAGCGGAUACUGA